UCCCACCUCCUUCCCACAUAAACAUUCCCGACUGGUCUCACUGAAUCUCAGCUGAACAGGGAAGGGAGCUCUGCGGGCACAACCCUACAAAGUGCCAUACAAUCAACUGAAAGGAAAUCUCAGAGGAGAGAACCACUGAAGGAAAUUGGUAAUGGACCUGAUUCCAAACUAUUCCAUGGAAACCUGGGUUCUCCUGGCUGCCAGUUUGGUGCUCCUCUAUCUAUAUGGGACCUCUUCACAUGGCCUUUUUAGGAAGUUGGGAAUUCCUGGGCCAAAACCUCUCCCCUUUUUUGGAACUAUUCUGGGUUACCGCAGAGGUUUUUGGGAUUUUGACACAAAAUGUUAUAAAAAAUAUGGGAAAAUAUGGGGGUUUUAUGAUGGUCAACAGCCUGUGUUAGCUAUCACAGAUCCAGACAUGAUCAAAACAGUGCUGGUAAAGGAAUGUUAUUCUGUCUUCACAAACAGGCGGUCUUUUGGCCCAGUGGGAUUUAUGAAGAAAGCCAUCAGUAUAUCUGAGGAUGAAGACUGGAAGAGGAUAAGAACACUGCUGUCCCCAACCUUCACCACAGGGAAACUGAAGGAGAUGUUCCCCAUCAUUGAACAGUAUGGAGAUGUACUGGUGAAAAACCUGAGACAGAAAUCCAAGAAAGGUGAACCUGUCUCCAUGAAACAUGUCUUUGGAGCCUACAGCAUGGAUGUGAUCACUGGCACGUCAUUUGGAGUAAACGUUGAUUCCCUCAACAACCCACAAGAUCCAUUUGUGGAAAAAGUCAAGAAGCUGUUAAAAUUUGACUUUUUUGAUCCAUUGUUCCUCUUAGUAGUAUUGUUUCCAUUUCUUACACCAGUGUUGGAUGCAUUAAAUAUCUCCAUGUUUCCAAGAGAUGUUACAGAUUUUUUUAAAAAAUCUGUUGCAAGGAUGAAAGAAAGUCGCCUCAAAGAGAAACAAAAGCACCGAGUGGAUUUUCUGCAGCUUAUGAUAAACUCCCAGAAUUCCAAAGACACGGAGUCUCAUAAAGCUCUGUCUGACCUGGAACUCGUGGCCCAAUCAAUUAUCUUUAUUUUUGGUGGCUAUGAAACCACUAGCAGUGUUCUUUCCUUUGUUAUGUACACAAUGGCCACUCAUCCUGACAUCCAGAAGAAACUACAACAGGAGAUUGAUACAAUUUUGCCCAAUAAGACACCUGCCACCUAUGAUGCGCUAGUACAGAUGGAGUAUCUGGAUAUGGUGGUGAAUGAAAUUCUCAGAUUAUACCCAAUUGCUGGUAGACUUGAGAGGACUUGUAAGAAAGAUGUUGAAAUCAACGGAGUGGUCAUUCCCAAAGGGUCCCUGGUGAUGAUACCAAUAUAUGCUCUUCAUCGAGAUCCCAAAUACUGGAAAGAGCCUGAGGAGUUCCGCCCUGAAAGGUUCAGUAAGAAAAAUAAGGAUGAUAUUAAUCCUUACAUAUACCUGCCUUUUGGGACUGGACCCAGAAACUGCAUUGGCAUGAGGUUCGCUCUCAUAAACAUGAAACUUGCUAUCAUCAGAGUUUUACAAAACUUCUCCUUCCAAACAUGUAAAGAAACACAGAUUCCUAUAACGUUUAGCAAACAAGGACUUCUUCAGCCUGAAAAAGAGGUUCUUCUGAAGAUUGUGUCAAGAGAGGAAGCCUUAAGUGGAGCUUAAUUUUUCCUAUAGUUUUCUGUUAUUUUCCCCAAAUGUAAAGCCCCAAUCCAUAAAUGGGCAUCUGAAAUGAAUAAGCACUGCUCAGAAUAACUAGAAUGGCAAAUAAAUAUAUGAAAAAAGGUU
Messenger RNA from Chinchilla lanigera (long-tailed chinchilla), 1786 nucleotides. Its product is annotated as cytochrome P450 3A9-like. Gene Ontology annotation, biological process: oxidative demethylation; steroid metabolic process. NCBI's taxonomy places the organism in Eukaryota, Metazoa, Chordata, Mammalia, Rodentia, Chinchillidae. The record is from RefSeq and is a predicted model, not a curated record. Gene Ontology annotation, molecular function: heme binding; testosterone 6-beta-hydroxylase activity; oxidoreductase activity, acting on paired donors, with incorporation or reduction of molecular oxygen, reduced flavin or flavoprotein as one donor, and incorporation of one atom of oxygen. The transcript has 13 exons. The coding region runs from base 152 to 1663 and encodes 503 amino acids.